ACUUCCCGUGGGAGAGGCCAAGAGCCGUAUAAAAAGCAUUGUGGUCUCCCAGUUCGACAUUCGCUCCCUUGGGACUUCUUCGCUCUUGACACAUCCGUUCAAGGAGAACUUACCUUCACCAGACAACUACCCCAGACUCCUGGAAAGAUGAGCCAGCAAAGACAAAGUGGCUGCUGUGGAUCCAGCAGAGGAUCGCCUGGUUGUGGACGUCGUGGCAGCGGCAGCGGCAGUUCAUGCUGUGGAGGCUCUUCUGGUGGAGGUUCAUCUUGUGGCCGUCGUGGCAGCGGCAGCGGUAGUUCAUGCUGUGGAGGCUCUUCUAUUGGAAUUGCCCAAGUCUCCGGAGGAUCAUCUUGUGGCCGUCGUGGCAGUGGCUGUGGAGGCUCUUCUCUUGGAAUUGCCCAAGUCUCCGGAGGAUCAUCUUGUGGCCGACGUGGCAGUGGCUGUGGAGGCUCUUCUCUUGGAAUUGCCCAGAUCUCCGGAGGAGGAGGAUCUUGCUGCUCUAGUGGAAGUGGAUCAGGACAAGGUGUUGUCAUUGUGUCGGGAGGCCAAGGGUCUUCCUGCUGUGGCAGCAGUGGAGGGAUCCAACAAAUCCGAAGCUCUGGCUGCUGCAGCGGUGGAAGCUCCGGUGGAACUGUCAUUAUACCAGCAGGUGUUGGUGGCCAGUCUUCUGGAUGCUGCGUUGGAGGGGGAUACGGCGGUGGGAUGAGCCAGCAAAAGAUUCCACUGAUUGAUGGUGGUUUUGGAUCUGGAGGCUUUGGCUGUGGAGGGGGCAGUGGGGGUGGAGUAGGUGGACAAUCCAUCAUUGUACCUGUACCUGUGAGUGGUGGCAGUGGGGGAUGUUAUGGUGGUGGAAGCUCAGGCGGACAGCACGUUAUUGCAAGUGGAAUCAGUGGUGCAUCUGGCUGUUGCAGUGGAGAUUCUGGUGUUGGUGGUGUCAAGGUUAUUGGGGGUGGAUCUGGUAGAGUCUCCCCUGUUUAUGGAGGUGGUGUAUCAGGUGGGGGUGUGAAGGUUAUUGGUGGGGGAUCUGGUAGAGUCUCCCCUGUUUAUGGAGGCGGUGUAUCAAGUGGGGGUGUAAAGGUUAUUGGUGGGGGAUCUGGUGGAGGAGGAUCCAUCUGUGGAGGUGGUGUAUCAGGUGGGGGUGUAAAGGUUAUUGGUGGGGGAUCUGGUAGAAUCUCCCCUGUUUAUGGAGGUGGUGUAUCAGGUGGGGGUGUUAAGGUUAUAGGUGGAGGAUCUGGUGGAGGAGGAUCCAUCUGUGGAGGUGGAGUAUCAGGUGGGGGUGUUAAGGUUAUAGGUGGAGGGUCUUGUGGAGGAGGAUCCAUCUGUGGAGGUGGUAUAUCAGAUGGGGGUGUUAAGGUUAUUGGUGGUGGAUCUGGUAGAAUCUCCCCUGUUUAUGGGGGUGGUGUAUCAGGUGGAGGUGUCAAGGUUGUAGGCGGGGGAUCUGGUAGAGUCUCCCCCAUUUGUGGAGGUGGUGUAUCAGGUGGAGGUGUCAAGGUUGUUGGUGGGGGAUCAGGUAGAGUCUCCCCCGUUUGUGGAGGUGGUGUAUCAGGUGGGGGUGUCAAGGUUAUUGGAGGAGGAUCUGGUAGAGUCUCCCCCGUUUGUGGAGGAGGUUCCGGUGGGCAAACCAUUGUUGUGAGUGGAGGAAGCAGUGGAGGCUGCUGUGGUGGUACAUCUAGUGGGGCUUCCGUUGUUGUUGGAAGUGGUGGCUCUUCCCAGGUCAAGGUUCCCCUUGUUAUUCCACCUUGCUUAGGGCAAACCAAGCAGGUUACCUCACUGCCCCCUUCCUGCAAGUAACAUGUGAGAAAGCAGAUGUCCCUCAACCAGCUGGUUGUCAUGUUCUGACAAUGUCCUUUCCAGCUGAUGAUCUCCUGCAUGUUGCCUACCUGGUGCUUCUCUUCAAUGGCAUUUUAUGAUUUGAAUGUUUCUCAUAAUUAAUGCACAGUGGACUACUCCAAAAUAAGUUAUGUUUUGUGUAUCUUUGUGGUGGAAGGGAAUGAAUAAGAAUCCCUUGCUAAUUCUGUUUUCCAUCUCCAUUGUAAUGCAUGGGAGAUAAUAAAAGCUUACCUCAAUAUCAA
Messenger RNA from Anolis sagrei ordinatus, 2072 nucleotides. Its product is annotated as loricrin-like. The record is from RefSeq and is a predicted model, not a curated record. Lineage: Eukaryota; Metazoa; Chordata; Lepidosauria; Squamata; Anolidae.